ACAUCAGACCACCAUGAAAGAGCAGACGAUACUGCUUCGAGGCUUUUGGGGGGCUGAGGGGUAGCUCAAGGUGGCGGUGGGUGUCAAUGCCGACAUGCGUUGACAGCCCACGUUGGUUGGUUGCUCUUUCCUUACGUUCUUGGGGCGGUGUCCAUUCCAUUGCCAAACCGCUUUGGUCUUUCCCAUGAUGAAUUGAACGGAUGUCUUUGAAAUUUGUGGGCUAGAUCACCUUGCCGUCCCCUCGUUCCACGUACCUUAGCCACCAACCUACCUUGAUGGCCUCUGACGAUGAGCUCGAAACUGCACCCGACUGAAUGACCUGUUACAGGAUACAGCUAGAGGUUUACAUUACCUAAGGUACCUUGUCUUUGCCCAAAAUAGCAUUCAUCCGUCACGCUUCGGUUCUCUAUCCUCUUUUUCACAACCCAUUCAAUGGAUUGAGCCCAAUCAACUGAAUCGUCCCUUUAGGCUGCCAUCCAUGCGCUCUUUCCGCUUUCGUCUGCACCUCUAUAUCAGAUGAUCCCCAGCCGACGCUAAAUCAAAUCUAAAUCCCCUCAAUUCAUCCCACCAGAAGAAGAGGCGUCCAACCUAAUGGUAGUUCUAGAUCUUGAUCCUAGACUGGAUUGACUGACAGCCUACCUGCCUGCAUCGUCGCGAAUCACACGUGUUCCCCCUCACACGUCACCCGUGCCGCCUCUUUUGCUCCCAAAACCCCUAAAAUUCGUUUUCUUUACGUUAUUUAACAAGUUGCUUCUUCCUUUUCCCGUCUGUUCUCCACACGAUUGACCGCUUCUAGAAAAACCCUUGCAUCUUCGUAGUCUGAUCAAUCUUUUACGUCAACAAUAAAUCUCCCGAGGCCCCCAAAGCUACCUACCUUACUCUGCAGCUCUUCGACACAAUGACACCAGCCAAGGUUCCUGUUACCAUCACAUUCAGCAAAGAAGGUGUUCAGCCACCCCUGUACAUAGCAGGCACAUUUUCAGACCCUUUGUGGCAACCCGAAGAAAUGGAGGUAUCGGUCGGUGAAGGUGGCAAGCACCUAUUCAAGUCACGAAUUCUCGCCAGUCCAGGCGCAGAGAUACAUUACAAGUUCAAGACGGCCAAUGGAGAUUGGUUUCUGGAUGACAAGUCGGAGUCAGUUGUCGAUUAUAAGGGCUUUCGCAACAACUCCCUCAAUGUCCCGCGAGUACCGACAAUCACCCAGCAGCCGCCCUCAGCUACACUCCAGAGAUCAUCGGACGAUGGUGGCCACGGUGCAUCUUCUGACUGGCUCAACGUCGACCCUUUCGUAAAGAGGUCCAAGGGCAAAUCAAACAGCCAGGACUGGGACAGACCACAGGAUCGUAUCCCACUAUUUGCGCACGAGUGCCUUGUGCCAGAUGACCAGAGCAUUGCAAGCGGAAGCGGCAUCUACUCGCACACAAGCCCGCGCCACACGUCGCAGGUUGGCUUCGACCACGAGCCAGACACAUUCGAACUCGCAGACCCAGCCCUGGAGAAGUUCCCCUCGCGCCUCGACGAGAUUAGCGAGCUCAUUCACAAGGUCGAGGAGGACUUGGAAGAAGACGAGACCGAGAUAGAGGGCGUGCCCCCGUCUGCCGUCCUCGGCCUGCCGAGAAGUAGGACGAAUGAUAUCGUCGGCGAGUUUGUAAGCGGGUCACCUGCCGCUGCCCCCGUCUCUACCCGCCCGUCACGGCGGUUAGAUACAAUUCCCCGAAGCUCGGCUCAUUCCGACGUGUCUGCCUCCCUGCUCUCAAUCGCCGAGGGCAUCGAAGAGGAUGGAGAAGAGAGGUUGACCAGUCCGGUGGUCCUACCACCCAGCCCGGGAUGGCGAGCAAAAGGCCACGGCCUACAUCCCUGGAGCGAGGACGAUGAAGCGGUCGUCAUGCAUGACCCCAACGGUCGAGGCCCCAACCGCGGUGCUCGCAAAACUUUUUCGUCAGACGGUGCCCUGCCGAGCCCUGGGAUGGGUGAGAGCGCAGCCUCGCCCAGCCUUGACUCGACAGAGGUCAAGAUUCUGGCCAGCGUCAAAGCCCCAACUGACGGGGCCAGCAGCGGCCAUAAUGCACCUUUGAGUCAGCGACUACAACAUAAUAUCGCGGCGGCAGAGACGGCCUAGGUGGACGCUUCAUCGCAGGCUGGCGCCGAGAUAGGUAAACCGACCCGGCGGAUGAACAGGGAUGCGCUCGGAGUUCAGCGUACUACUGUCGAGACGAUUAUGGCAGUGACGAGUGCAGCCACGGAGGUGGCCAGGGAGGGUCACUGGAUCCGUGCCAUCUUGCUUAUGAUUAUUGAGCUUAUUGACGCGUGUCUUUCACGCAUACUCGGAGCAUGGCGGAGGAGGGAGUAAAACAAAAUCAGGCCUCUUUCUAUCAUUUGUUUUUUGUUCUGUAGGGAUUGAAAACUCGCAAAACAUCGGGCGUAUUUAGCAUGUGAUGCGAAGCCAUCAGGCCACGGCACUGGCAUGUGCAUCAACUCGUCAAAGUUUCACUGGAUAAUUGGGACGUUUCAUCUAGUGUGUUUCCAUCAAGAAGACUGCCGGGAACUGUUUGUAUCACUUAAUUAUGGAGAGUUGAAUUCGCACGCGAUGGAAGACUGUUGCAGGAUAAGGGGGCAUGACGUUCAGGAGAAACCUAACCAGCUUAGUACUUAGACAGUAUUAUCAAGGUACCCAGUUCGUGUAAUUGUAUUAAUACAAAUCUAUCAAGUUUUCUCUUCUAGUACAGGAAGG
Pyricularia oryzae 70-15 is the source of this 2731-nucleotide messenger RNA. RefSeq lists its product as uncharacterized. The transcript has 3 exons. Bases 899 to 2119 code for a protein of 406 amino acids. The record is from RefSeq and is a predicted model, not a curated record. NCBI's taxonomy places the organism in Eukaryota, Fungi, Ascomycota, Sordariomycetes, Magnaporthales, Pyriculariaceae.